AUGUGCCAGACCAUUCCACUUAUACACGAAGCAAAGGGUGUCGGCGAUCAAGCAUGUACAACUAAACAGUGUUUUGGUUGUAAAUCAACCACUGUCCAAACUAAAAAUGUGUCUCCACCGCCACCACCACCGCCACCACCACCUCCACCACCACCGCCUGCGCCAUCAUCGCCGCCGCCGCCACCACUGCCGCCGCCAUUAUCGCCACCAUUGGCGGAAAUGUAUAGCCCCGUGGUAUUUCCGCGAAAUGCAACAUGGGAGUUUACCAGCGCCCAGCGUAUGCCAGCGCCGUGUUUUGAAUACUUGCCAAAGUAUCGCGCGCCGCGACCACGACCAUCGCCACCGCCAGUAACGCAUAAGAAAACGGAAACUUUAAAAUGUUUUAAAUGUUUUUUUCUUAAUUUUGCAGGAUAUAUUGGCGCGCCACUUCACAAUCCUUCGCCGACUACUGAGGCGUACAAUUCACCGGCAACUCAGACGCAUUAUCCGCCACCGGCUACUCAGGCGUACAAUCCGCCACCUGCUACUCAGACGUACUACCCACCGCCCGGUCUUCAGGCAUACAAUCCGCUAUCGGCUACUCAGACAUACUACCCGUCUCCCGCUCUUCAGGCAUACAAUCCGCCACCGGCUACUCAGACGUACUAUCAGCCGCCUGCUUCUCAAGCGUACUAUCCGCCGCCUGCUCCUCAAGCGUACUGUCCGCCGCCUGCUCCUCAAGCGUACUGUCCGCCGCCUGCUCCUCAAGCGUACAAUCCGCCGCCUGCUCCUCAAGCAUACAAUACACCGCCUGUUCCUCAAGCGUACAAUCCGCCGCCUGCUCCUCAAGCGCACAAUCCGCCGCUCGCUCCACAGGCGUACAAUCCACCAUCGGCUACUCAAACGUACAAUUCGCCACCCGCUCCUCAAGCGUACAAUCCGCCAUCGGCUACUCAAACGUACAAUCCGCCACCCGCUCCUCAAGCGUACAAUCCGCCACCGGCUACUCAAACGUACAAUCCACCACCCACUCCUCAGGCGUACAAUCCGUUACCGGCUACUCAGACGUACAAUCCACCACCCGCUCCUCAGGCGUACAAUCCGCCACCGGCUACUCAAACGUACAAUCCACCACCCGCUCCUCAGGCGUACAAUCCACCACCCGCUCCUCAGGCGUACAAUCCGUCACCGGCUACUCAGACGUACAAUCCACCACCCGCUCCUCAGGCGUACAAUCCGCCACCGGCUACUCAAACGUACAAUCCACCACCCGCUCCUCAGGCGUACAAUCCGUCACCGGCUACUCAAACAUACAAUCCACCACCCGCUCCUCAGGCGUAUAAUCCGCAACCGGUUCAAGCUGACGAACGGUUUUAAA
Solenopsis invicta (red fire ant) is the source of this 1357-nucleotide messenger RNA. Its product is annotated as extensin-like. Lineage: Eukaryota; Metazoa; Arthropoda; Insecta; Hymenoptera; Formicidae. The record is from RefSeq and is a predicted model, not a curated record. The coding region runs from base 1 to 1356 and encodes 451 amino acids. The transcript has 3 exons.